ACACCAAACGCGAUUCCUAGGUGGAAGCGAUUUUAGGAUGCUGAUACACACUGUCAGAGUCUGACACGCGGGCAAACACUCAAACAAUCUCCGAUUGAUUCCAAGCAGCAGUCGCUAUGAGCAUGCUGAACCGCUUCUCGAGCGCCGUGCAGACGGCUGUGUCCGGCGCGGCGUCGGCCGCCGUCUCAGGCGCACAGAACCUGCAGGGCAUGCUGAGCGAGGAGUAUCUAAAGCACUACGAGACGCCCAAAGACUGCACCGCAUCUGGCGGCCACGAGCUGUCGUGGAAGAUUUUCCCGGCCGUGCACCGUAAAACCAACCACGAAUACAGCGUGUUCCUCUUCGACAAGGAAGACCUCAAGAAACUCAAGAGCAAGGAGGCACAGGACCGCGUGCUGGAAAUCUUGCGCCAAGAGAUGAAGACGCUGCGUGUGUUGCGUCAUCCGCAUGUGCUCAAAGUAGAGGAGGUUUUCGAGGAGAGCCGCCGCUCGCUGUGCUUCGUCACAGAGCGCGUCACGUGCUCACUAGCCAACGCCUGCAAGAACUUCACGAACAUCGCUAACGUCACGCCUGAGGUGCUGGAGAUCGGCCUCACGGAGUUCGAGCUCGCCUGCGGACUCAUGCACGUGGGAGAGGCGCUCAGCUUCCUGCAUCGUGAAGGACGUCGUGUGCAUCUCAGUCUAGGUCCGACCAGUAUCUUCAUUACGCCCAAGGGCGAGUGGAAACUCGGCGGUAUGGGCUUCUGCAGAGUCGUGGAGCCUGGACAGACUUCACGCAGCGAAUACUACAGCUUCGACGCUUCAACGGGAGUACGAAAUCCAGCCACAGGAGCGAUUGAAGGGAGUUGGGAGCCUCCGCUUGAAUACUGCGCCCCAGAACUGGUGACGGAGCCACGUCAGUUCGAUAGUAAAGCGGAUAUGUUCUCGCUCGGUUUGCUGGUGUACGAGUUGUUCGUCCCUCCUCGCGCGGAUGGCGGACGCAACCCGGUCUUGGACGUACAUGACGGCAACAAGAUGACUCAUGGCUACAAAGUGCAGUCUCUGCACCCGAUUUCGUUCCCAACCUCCGUGCCCACUGCACUGCAGAACACCAUUCGCUCCUUGCUCUCGCUGGAGCCAGCGAAGCGUCCGGAGGCGCGUGCCUUCCUCGCGUCACCGUUUUUCGAUUCGGGUCCGAUCAAGACGCUGCGUAUGCUGCAAAGUCUCGUGGAACAGGAGCCAGCAGCUCAGGCCAAGUUCCUGACGACGCUGCCUGAUGCUAUCGAUGGCUUCUCGCCGCGUGUAUUGCGUGAUAUGGUCAUUCCUGGCCUCCAGUCAGUGGUAAUUAACAAGGCUGUGGCUCCAUUUGUGAUCACGCCGCUGCUGAAGAUCGUGGCCAAGGUGGACAAGCAGACUUUCUCAUACUCUAUCGCGCCUAUGAUGGUCCCACUGCUCGCUAUUACUGAGCCUGUGCAAUGUAUGCUCAUGUUCGUCUCGGAGCUCGAGACUCUCAUCCCCAAGGCUGAAGAUGGCUACAUUCGUGAUCACAUUGUACCCAUGCUAUGCCGCGCUCUGGACAGCACUGUGCCCGAAAUCUUGGACACAGUGCUAAACAAGAUCGUGGACCAAGCCAGUUUGUUCGAGUACCGUAUCUUGAAGCAGGUGAUCUUGCCGCGUGUGAACAAACUCAUCCUGACUCCUCCUCAGCCGUCAGUGAGGAUAAACGCGUUGCUGUGGCUGGCCAAGUCGUUCCACGUGUUUGACAAGGAUCUGCUGAUUGAGAGCGUUCUGCCCACUCUACAACAGACCCUUCAUGAAGACAAGACCCCCGCAGCGUGCAUGUGCAUUCUGGGAUGCUACGAUAACCUCGGCAAGCAUUUGGGUCCGGAGUUCACUGCCAAACUUAUUAUUCCUGCGGUGGCUCCGCUGCUGUGGGAGCAGACACUGAACAACUCGCAGUUCGACAUGGUGUGCGAGAAGAUUCAGGACAUGCUGAAGGCUGUGAUCAGCGAGCGUGACAAGUCGUUCACUUCUCAGAGCUCCGUCAGCUCUGUGACAACAGGAAUCACAGCCGCUUCGGGAAUGUCCGAAGCCGUUCGCGCUGCAGAGGCCUCGAAGGAACGGGAGUCUGGUGUUGCUGCUGCUAACAAGUUGCUGUCUGAAGAGUAUGUCCCCAAGAAGAAACCGGAGCCCGAAGCUGCUCAAAACCAAAGACCCGAGCGAUACUCGGAUGACCCGUUUUAUCUGGGCAACUCGAGCUCGUCCUCUAGCAGCAGAACACAGAGUACCAGAACGGAACGACGGGACUCGGAUGGGCGACGCGAGUCUGCAGCAGAGCGAGCUGAAUCGUUUUCUGCACGUCGUCGUGCAGGCAAGAAGGGAAGCGCUAGAUCCAACCGUCGCGCGGGCAAGAAGGACGAUGGAAACGCUGAUUUGCUUGGCAUUGACGCGAGUGCGACUAAGUCGUCGCCCAAGUCGAACGAUCUGCUCGAUACAGGAAAUCUGCUCACUGCUCUACCUCCUGCGCCAGCUCCAGGCUCUAGUGGUGGCGGUAGCACCAUGUUUAAUGGCAUGAGCAUGGGCAUAAGUGGUGGUGUUCAGUCCGGAGCACCGACAUACACCAGCCAGAACACAAUGGGGAUGCAGGCGAACCCGAUGGCCCAGCAGCAAGGAAUGGUGCCUUAUGGCCAGAAUAUGGGCAACGGAAUGAUGAACCACCAGCAGCAGCAGUACAACCCAGGCAUGAUGCAGAUGACUCCGUACGGAAUGCAGCAACAAGCGCCUCUUAGUGGAGGAGGCUACGGUCAAAACAACAUGGGCCUGGCCGGUCCCGGCCAGAUGCUGCAGAUUCAAGCUCCCGGUUACGAUCCGUACGCACCUCAACAGCAAAGUGGAGACAAGUUUAGCGCCUUCGACGGGCUGUAGGCAGCAUUUUGAUUCAUUUUCGUGUUUGUAGAAGCUAGGGACUCGAUGCAGCGCAUAACGUUGUGAAUGAAACUGUGUUCAAGGGCGAUAUUUGUACGAAAAAUAAAGUUUUGUUCAGGCA
Phytophthora nicotianae INRA-310 is the source of this 3024-nucleotide messenger RNA. RefSeq names its product SCY1 protein kinase. The coding region runs from base 117 to 2903 and encodes 928 amino acids. Gene Ontology annotation, biological process: protein phosphorylation. The record is from RefSeq and is a predicted model, not a curated record. Lineage: Eukaryota; Oomycota; Peronosporomycetes; Peronosporales; Peronosporaceae. Gene Ontology annotation, molecular function: ATP binding; protein kinase activity. The transcript is spliced from 3 exons.